Eleginops maclovinus (Patagonian blennie) is the source of this 8965-nucleotide messenger RNA. It is a transcript of the gene kif1b, whose product is annotated as kinesin family member 1B. Gene Ontology annotation, molecular function: microtubule motor activity; microtubule binding; ATP binding. The transcript has 49 exons. Gene Ontology annotation, biological process: microtubule-based movement. The record is from RefSeq and is a predicted model, not a curated record. The coding region runs from base 291 to 5744 and encodes 1817 amino acids. NCBI's taxonomy places the organism in Eukaryota, Metazoa, Chordata, Actinopteri, Perciformes, Eleginopidae.
AGUUCGGACGUCCGCCUUCCCAUCUCUACAGGAAAAUAAACUCACCAAGGGGUCGCGGGUAGCAAUCACAGGUCCAACCGGCGGAGGAUACCGCUAUAAUGGGUGAUUUCCACCUGAGUGGACUUUACAACAGUUUUCGUGCUUGCGGAUUUUGAUAGAAACAACACAUCUUGAAACGCCCGCUAGCUAGCGUUAGUUCUCGCCGCCGUCCUGUGGUGUUAUCUUGGUGAAAGUCUUCAAACGAGGGAUAUAAAAGGAAUCUUACUUGUGGACGUUUCUAAACCACAAAGAUGUCGGGGGCAUCUGUAAAAGUUGCGGUUCGAGUUCGGCCCUUCAACUCCAGGGAGACGGGCAAGGACUCAAAAUGUAUCAUUCAGAUGCAAGGCAACACUACAACUAUUCUCAACCCCAAACAGCCAAAGGAACCAGCAAAGACCUUCAGUUUUGAUUACUCAUACUGGUCGCACACUACGCCGGAAGACCCCAGCUUUGCAUCACAGAACCUUGUGUACAAUGAUAUUGGCAAAGAAAUGCUGGCCCACGCGUUUGAGGGCUACAACGUCUGCAUCUUUGCUUAUGGCCAGACAGGAGCUGGCAAAUCCUACACCAUGAUGGGCCGGCAGGAGGAGGGGCAGGAAGGAAUCAUUCCCAUGCUUUGUGAAGAUCUAUUUGAGAAAAUCAAUGAGGACAACAACAAAGACCAGCUCGCCUACUCAGUAGAGGUCAGUUACAUGGAGAUUUACUGUGAGCGGGUGCGAGACUUGCUUAACCCCAAGAACAAGGGGAAUUUACGAGUGCGAGAGCACCCUUUACUGGGUCCCUACGUGGAGGACCUGUCCAAGCUAGCUGUCACCUCCUACACAGACAUCGCUGACCUCAUGGAUGCAGGCAACAAGGCCAGAACCGUUGCUGCAACCAACAUGAAUGAGACCAGCAGUAGGUCCCACGCUGUUUUCACCAUCGUCUUCACACAGAAGAAACACGACAGUGAAACAGAUUCCUCCACAGAAAAGGUCAGUAAAAUCAGUCUGGUAGACUUGGCUGGAAGUGAACGAGCAGAUUCCACUGGCGCUAAAGGUACCAGGCUAAAGGAGGGAGCAAACAUCAACAAAUCUCUCACCACGUUAGGAAAGGUUAUCUCCGCCCUGGCUGAAGUGGAUCACUGUACCAUCAAGAGCAAGAAGAAGAAGAAGACUGACUUCAUCCCGUACAGAGACUCUGUUUUGACAUGGCUGCUGAGGGAGAACCUUGGUGGAAACUCAAGAACGGCCAUGGUAGCUGCCCUCAGUCCUGCAGAUAUUAACUAUGAUGAAACUCUCAGCACUCUCCGCUAUGCCGACCGAGCUAAGAACAUCAAGUGCAAUGCUGUCAUCAAUGAGGAUCCCAACAACAAGCUGGUUCGUGACCUCAAGGACGAAGUGUCUCGACUGAAGGAGCUGCUCCGGGCCCAGGGCCUAGGAGACAUCCUAGACAACCUGAAAGACAUUCAGAACAAUAAGCAUAGAUACUUGAUAGCCUCAGAGAAUCAACGCCCUGGCCAUUUCUCCACAGCCCCUAUUGGUUCCCUGACAGCCUCACCGUCCUCUGGCUCACUGUGCAACCAGGGGGGCCUUCAGUCUGUCACCAGCAUCCAGGAACGCAUCAUGUCCACCCCUGGAGGAGAGGAGGCUAUCGAAAGACUCAAGGAAUCAGAAAAGAUUAUUGCCGAGCUCAAUGAAACCUGGGAAGAGAAACUGCGAAAGACUGAAGCAAUCCGCAUGGAGAGGGAGGCAUUGCUUGCAGAGAUGGGUGUGGCAAUCCGUGAAGAUGGAGGCACUUUGGGGGUCUUCUCUCCUAAAAAGACUCCACACCUGGUUAACCUGAAUGAGGAUCCUCUCAUGUCAGAGUGCCUGCUCUACUACAUCAAAGACGGAAUUACAAGGGUGGGUCAGGCUGAUGCUGAAAGACGACAGGACAUUGUUUUAAGUGGUGCUCAUAUCAGGGAAGAGCACUGCAUCUUCCGCAGCGAGAGGAAUCUCAAUGGAAAUGUUGUCGUCAUGCUGGUGCCAUGCGAGGGAUCUGAAACUUAUGUCAAUGGCAAGCGUGUUGAGGAUUCGAUCCAGCUGCGUUCAGGUAACCGUAUCAUUAUGGGAAAGAACCAUGUGUUCCGGUUCAACCAUCCAGAGCAGGCUCGAGCUGAAAGGGAAAAGACGCCAACGGCAGAAACCCCCGUGGAGCCCGUGGAUUGGACCUUUGCUCAGAGAGAGCUUCUGGAGAAACAGGGCAUCGACAUGAAGCAGGAGAUGGAGAAAAGGCUCACUGAGAUGGAAAUCUUGUACAAAAAGGAAAAGGAGGAAGCAGACCAACUUCUGGAGCAGCAACGACUGGUUUACGAGAGCAAAUUGCAGGAGCUUCAAAAACAGGUGGAGACUAUUACUGUUCCUGAGACACCUGAUGAAGAAGAUUUGGAGGAGGAGGAAGAGGAAGAGCCUAAACUUCUGGGAUUGCCGUGGACUCAGCACGAGUUUGACUUAGCUCAGUGGGCUUUCAGGAAGUGGAGGUACCAUCAGUUCACCUCCCUCCGCGACCAGCUGUGGGGAAACGCAGUCUACCUGAAGGAGGCCAACGCCAUCAGUGUGGAGCUAAAGAAGAAAGUCCAGUUCCAGUUUGUCUUGCUGACGGAUACUCUGUACUCUCCACUGCCCCCUGAGCUUGUGUCGCCAGAGCCUGAGAAAGAGCGCGAUGCCCGGCCUUUCCCCCGCACCGUGGUGGCAGUAGAGGUUCAGGAUCUGAAGAAUGGAGCCACACACUACUGGUCCCUUGAAAAACUCAAGCAGAGGCUGGAGCAGAUGAGGGAGAUGUACGACCGUGCUGGAGAAAUGGCCUCAGCAAACCAGGAGGACGGAGAGGGCUCUCUGACAGGAAAUGAUCCCUUCUAUGAUCGCUUCCAUUGGUUUAAACUUGUUGGGAGCUCUCCGAUCUUCAACGGUUGUGUAAAUGAGCGCCUGGCCGACCGCACGCCCUCUCCGACCUUCUCCACCACGGACUCGGAGAUCACCGAGCUGGCGGACGAGCGCCAGAGCGAGAUGUCUGACCUGAUUGACGAUGAGGCUUUUGUGGACGACACCAGCUCAGAUGCCGGCACCGAGGAGGGCUCGGACAUCUUCAGCGACGGCCAGGAUCCCUUCUAUGACCGCUCCCCCUGGUUCAUCCUGGUGGGAAGAGCUUUCGUGUACUUGAGCAACCUGCUGUACCCUGUGCCACUGGUGCACCGUGUUGCCAUAGUAACAGAGAAGGGCGAGGUGCGUGGUUUCCUGCGUGUGGGGGUCCAGGCUAUAGCUGCUGACGAGGAGGCCCCAGACUACGGGUCAGGAGUUAGACAGUCAGGAACCGCCAAGAUUUCCUUUGAUGACGAGUACUUCAAAAAGAAUGACUUUCCCUCCACGGUUAUGACCCGCUCUGGCAUGUCCCUGGAAGAGCUGCGCAUUGUGGAGGGUCAGGGCCAGAGUUCAGAGGUCACUACACCCUCAGAGGAGCUCAACAGAAUCAAUGACAUGGACCUCAAGCUGGGUAACAUCCCUGACCCCAAGCUGAGCUGUGGUGAGGGUCUGGCCGGCCAGCUGGAGGUGGGCAGCAUCUUUACCUUCCGUGUCACUGUGCUCCAGGCCAGCGGCGUCCCACCGGAGUACGCAGACAUUUUCUGCCAGUUCAAUUUCCUACACCGUCAUGACGAGGCAUUCUCCACUGAGCCUCUGAAGAACACCGGCAAAGGAGCUCCUCUCGGUUUUUACCAUGUCCAGAACGUUUCUGUUGAAGUAACAGAGUCCUUUAUCGAGUACAUAAAGACCAAGCCCAUCGUGUUCGAAGUGUUCGGCCACUACCAGCAGCACCCGCUGCACCUUCAUGGCCAGGACCUGAUUAGUCCUCCUACACAGUCCAGGAAGUACUACCCUAUUCCCAUGCCUCUUUCUAGACCAGUUCCAGCCACCAAGUUGAACACCAUCACCAAGUCCAACCUGGGUCAGUGUGUCAGCAAAUAUGACCUGCUGGUUUGGUUUGAGAUCAGCGAGCUGGAGCCCACCGGAGAGUACAUCCCGGCUGUAGUGGAUCACAGCGGAGGACUGCCAUGCAACGGCACCUAUCUGCUGCACCAGGGGAUUCAGCGCAGGAUCACGGUGACUCUCAUCCAUGAGAAGGGAAGCGAGCUCCACUGGAAGGACGUUCGGGAGCUGGUCGUGGGUCGUAUCAGGAGCAAGGCUGAGGUGGACGAUAGCGCUGCUGAUGCUGUCCUGUCCCUCAACAUUAUUUCUGCCAAAAACAUCAAGUCAUCUCACAACUCCAACAGGACUUUCUACCGUUUCGAGGCAGUGUGGGACAGCUCCCUGCACAACUCCCUUCUGCUCAACCGAGUCACUCCUUAUGGAGAGAAAAUCUACAUGACCCUGUCUGCAUAUCUUGAGCUCGACCACUGCAUCCAGCCUGCUAUCAUUACCAAAGACAUCUGCAUGGUCUUCUACUCCCGAGACGCAAAGAUCUCCCCUCCACGUUCCCUCAGGAACCUCUUUGGGAGCGGUUACUCCAAAACACCUGACUGCAAUCGCGUCACUGGCAUCUACGAGCUGAGCUUGUGUAAGAUGUCCGACACAGGAAGCCCAGGGAUGCAGCGGAGGAGGAGGAAGAUCCUGGACACAUCGGUGGCUUAUGUGCGUGGAGAGGAGAACCUGGCCGGCUGGAGGCCCAGAGGAGACAGCCUUAUCCUGGAACACCAAUGGGAGCUGGAGAAAAUGGAGCAGCUGCAUGAGGUGGAGAAAACCCGUCACCUGCUCCUGCUGAGGGAGAGGCUGGGAGACGAUGCUCCAGUGGGAACAGCCCCUACCACCAAGUCCCUGAGCGAGUUGCUGUCCCCGAGCAUGAGCACAGGCAGCCUGUCCACCUCCACCUCCAUCUCCUCGCAGAUCUCCAGCACCACCUUUGAAAGCGCCAUCACGCCCAGCGAGAGCAGUGGCUACGACUCGGCCGACAUCGAGAGCCUGGUGGAUCGUGAGAAGGAGCUGGCUACUAAGUGCUUGCGCCUCCUGACACAUACCUUCAACAGUGAAUACAACCAAGUGGUCAACAGCAUCAGUGACUGCAAGCUGUCUGACAUCUCCCCAAUGGGACGGGACCCAUCAGUCCAGAGCUUCAGCAGCGCCACGCUCACCCCCUCUUCCACCUGCCCCUCUCUGUCCGACUCACGCUGUGGAUCCAUGGACCAGAAGACCCCAGAGAACAGCUCCCGUGCCUCCAGUCCCUCCUGCUCGGACUAUGAAAACUUCCCGAUGGUCCCCAGUCUGGAGACAUCCUACUUAGCACGGGCUGGAAAGAAAGAGUUCCUCAACCUUGUGCCUGAUAUUGAAGAAAUGAGGCCAGGAUCUGUAGUUUCCAAAAAAGGUUUCCUAAGCUUCAUGGAGCCGCGCUCCAACUCGUGGGUGAAGCACUUUGUGGUUGUGCGCCGCCCCUAUGUCUUUAUCUACAACAGCGACAAGGACCCGGUGGAGCGGGGUGUCCUCAACCUCUCCACAGCACAGGUGGAGUACAGUGAAGACCAGCAGGCCAUGCUCAAGACUCCCAACACAUUUGCCGUGUGCACCAAACACAGAGGAAUCCUCCUGCAGGCCAACAACGAGAAAGACAUGAACGACUGGCUGUACGCUUUUAACCCCCUGCUGGCAGGAACAAUAAGAUCUAAGCUGGCGAGGAGGCGUGGCGGCCCGAUUAAGAACUGAGUGGGUCGAGCAGCACGCUGAAAAACAACGGCUUCCUCUCUUUCUGGAAAGCCUUUUGAACAAACCAAGUGUUAACACUUAUUAAUCAUUGUGAUUCUUGACAGUUUUCUCUUGUAAGUAGACUUGUGGCUUGAGUCUCCUUUCAUGCGACUAAAAUGUUCAGUUCCAGAGAAAUUUGCCUCCCCCGCUCCCUCCCACAACCCUAUGCCAAUUUAGCCUUCCUCCUCUCUAUUUCUCUUCCCCUCCAACUCCUUCGCUUUUUGUGUUUUUGUUUUUAUAACAAUGUUUGGGUCUAAUUUGAUUUGCUUUGUUGUCAUUCCCUAACUCCCUAACUAGUAGCAUGUUGUAAUAGUCUACUUGUGUGUGCACGAUUCUUCAGAAACAGUUCUUUCUGGCCACUAAAUUUCAGUUUGCCAAUCAUCUGUAAAGAAAUUGUCAAUAUCAGUGUUAUCUGUCUCCACAGAAGAGUUUUAACUUUUUUUUAAAAUUAAUAUGCCCGCAUGAUAACUGCAGCAGUCCUCAGGAGAAAAACCAGUUUUGCUUACUUUAAAAAAAUGUAAAUCAGAUAACUUAAAGUUUAAACCAUGAAGGGAAAAUAUACAAAUAUCUCCUAAAGUGACGUAUCUGUUCACGUUCUGCUACAGACGGCAAGGCUACUUCAAGAUCUAUUGCUGCUUAUGAAUUCAUAGGUUUUUCUUUUCUUAUUGAGAUUAGCAGUAUGAUGCCCCUUGUAGCUCCCCUCUGCCGUCUCCUAAACAACCUUUAGAAGCAAAAUGUCUGAAAAUUGUGUCUAAGCAAGACCUUAGGGCAGAGCUGGGUUCCUACUGUCAUCCAUGUGAUAUAUAGACUCCGCUCAGUCCGUGCAAAUUCACCAUCGCCAACCCCUAUAGUGCCGUCAGCCAGUGAUUUCUUACAAUCAUUCAUUUGUGUCAACAUCAAAAAUACACGCAAACAUGUGUAAAGAAUAUUUCAUAUUUCAGCAGUGAAAAUGUGACAAUGGAUUGUUCCUGCUAGAAGUAGAUAUUUGUCCCUGUCCUUUUGCUAUUUCAUCUCAAGAAAACAGGGUUUGUAGAGGAGGAGGAAGACGGACAGUACUCUAAAGUGAGAAUAUGAUUUGUACAUAAUGUCUGUACUGGAAUCAAUGUGGUAGUUAACUCACAUUUUAGGCAUUCCUCUAGGCUCCUCAAGCUCUUUUUCCAUACACUAAGAUGUUGAGAGUAUUUAAUUAACCAUGCCGUACUGUACUUGUGAUACCAGAGACAAAACAACACCUGGUGAAAAGCGGGGAAGAAAGAGAAUGAAGUUGCAAUGCUCUAGCCUUGAGGCCAGAAGAUAACUGUUGAAGCUGCUAGCACAUAGCCUGCAGGACAGAUUCUGAACGGUCUAUCCCAUGACUCCCCUCACUGUCAUGAUAGUGAAGUACUUACUGUUCAGCAGCAACACAGGUUACCACAUGUUCAUUUUCUAUUUGUGUUCUUGAAUUUAAACUCCUCUAACUCACUGGGUUGACAUUUCUUUCUUUUUUAAAUUAUUAACAUUGUUUUUUUUCUAUUAUGCUUUUAACCAUUCCACGGUGAAGUUUUAUACGAGAUGUAACAGAGGGCAUUUAUUUCUUGAGUUGUAACCAGCUUUACUUGUGUUUAACCUUUUUUUGCACAUUAACACAUAUCUAUAGCAAGACAAGGGCAGAUCACACAUGGUAAGUCCAAGAUUAUUUCUGAGUAUCAGGAACACUGAUUAGAGCACAUAUUGAGGCUACACUGGAUAGCUAUUUAUGAGAAAGAAAGAAGUGAUAUUUAAAGGGACGACAUAUACACAAAGAUUUUAUUUCUGAUAUUGUUUGUGGAAAUAUUUGCUCCGUACAAAAGCUGCUACAAUUGGCUCAUAAAUAAAGUAUGCCACUGUUUCUUCAAAUGGUACAAGGGUGAUACAGAAGGGCAAUAAAAACUCUGGCCAACUAACCAGUAGUAGCCCAGUGUAUAUUAUGUAGGGACAUUAGGGUUGAGUGGAAGGAAACAGAGGUAGUCAUCGCCUGUUACAGGUAUUAGUGGAAUUAUUAGGUACAUAUCCUCAAAACAUUUGCCUCAGAAGUCAAAAUGUGUGACCAUUUUAGAGCGUCCCUGCCCUCAGGUCGGCCAACCUGCUAGUCAGAGAAACAAAACUUCUGAAAUUGGAGAAAAUAUUUUGUCUGUCAAGGAAAAAAAUAGUGAAGAACCAUCUAUGCACAGAUCAGGCUCUAAGUGCAACGCACCUCAUAUUAACCUCAGAGUACUGUGGGCGAUAUCAACAUGAAGACCUGUCAGAGCAAACAUUUUCACUUUGCUGAGGUAUAUUAUUUUGGAUUGUGUAUUUAUUGUUUGCAAUGUAAAUAUUAGUUUGCAGCUCUUUGCACAUAUUAAUAAAAGGUUCAACUAACUGAUCAAAUAAAGUCUGUGCGGUUUAGUUGUUCUACUGAGUGAACCAAAUGAUGGUGUGGCAGCCUCUUCUGGUCUGAACUGGGAGAGCGUUGAAUGUACUAUGAAGUGUUUUUCCAGCGUUUGAAGAAAAAAAAAAAGUUGAAAAGAGAACUACUAUGUAACUCAUUGCCUCAUUUUCAGGGGAGGUGAGUUACAUUAGUGCUUCCUCUUUAUAAGAAAGUGGUUUGAUUGAAAGUUUGCUUUGGACUUUAAUAUUUACUCUACUCGUACUAGCCAGCCACUUGAAUCAUAACAAAACAAGAGUGGUUUUAACUCAUUUUAUUGUUUUCUAAUAUCAGGGAAUAUAAUACAAAGUAGCUAGACAUCUUAAAUGACAGUUUAGUAAUGUUGUGCUGGUGUCUUUCUUCACAACACUGUUUUUUUUUUUUCUUCCGUUGAUGCCUUGCAAAACAAAACUAUCCAUGAUAUUUUCCAUCUCCCCCCUCUGACUUUAUAAUAUUAGUUAACUGCGUUCCCUUUGGAUUAGUUCACAAAAGAAAAAAGACAAACCACGACAUUAACACUGUACAUUAUUUGUCAGACUGGUUUCAUUUUCAUACUUAUUUUGUAAAUAUCCGUGUUGUAUGGAGCUUGAAUUAAAAUGUAAAUAUGUUUACUGUAUUUGUAAUAAUUAUAAUCCAUUCGCUGUAUAGCAUAGAUGUGUCAUGCAGAUAUCCUAAUUCUGUGUAUGGUAAUCUUGCACCAUUGAACUGUUUAGUGAAUGAGGCAACAAUAAAAAGUGCAAACUGUGCAUUAGCAGAACAA